Molecule: messenger RNA, 4522 nt
Organism: Ectocarpus sp. CCAP 1310/34
Lineage: Eukaryota; Phaeophyceae; Ectocarpales; Ectocarpaceae
Source: the annotation of a GenBank genome assembly
AUGAUGCACAAUAAACAACAAAAUAAACAGUUGCAACAGGAGUUGGAAGAUCUUCGACACCAUCUGUCGGAGAAGUCUCGGACCCAAUCGAGAAGCCCCGAAGUAUCACAAGACCAAAACCCGUGCCAUGGAUUGGUCGGAUACACAUCAGCAGAAAGGGGGUACACAUGUGGAGUUUUGGGGCAGGGUUCUCCAGCGGAAGUUGGCGAGGCCGCGUUGAAAAUUCAACGGAAGUGUGACGAAGUUGAACGGAAAACACGCCGACAGGUAGCCUUAGAAGAGCAGUAUGUAAUGUUUCAAGCCAAGGAGAGGACGUCACAAAACAAGAAGCGAGCACAAGUACUCGAACGGAAGAGGAGAUUGCUUGAACAAGAUCCCGAUCUUCUCGAGCCAUCUGAAGAUGAUGAGUACACUUUAGAAGAUGGAGCAGCCACCCAAGUCCAACGCAUUACGCGUGGUGUCCAAGGUCGUACGCGCGUGAGAAAACUCCGCCCCGUGCUCAACAACGCUGCCACCAAAAUCCAGGGCAUCAUACGUGGUCGCCUUGGCCGUUCGCGAGUUGGGCUUAAAAUAGUCGACAAGCGAGCUGUUACAAAUAUUCAGCGUGUAUGGCGCGGUCACCUCGGUCGCCUUGCUUCUAUCUCCGACCGCCGGAAGCUGGAGAGAACGAUGGCUGCACGGUCCAUUCAGAAGAUAGCAAGAGGGCGUAGCGGCCGGCGACGAGUUGACCACAAGCGAGGUCUGCGGCAGAGUGCCAGCAGAGGAUCAGAAGUGGUAGGGGUUAAGCAGCUAUUUCACCAAGACAUCAUCGAGCUUGCCGACGCAGUGGAGUCGCUCCUUGUGAAAGACAGUGCAACUGCAAUCCCUGGCAUCGUCCUCGGGCUUUUGAAAGUGGUCGCGCUAAUGCUCGAGGAGGACGACGAAUCGGGAGCAACAACCCGGUACAAUGCGUUAGGCGUAAAAUCAGUUAACAAUUUACGCCCAGCAGUGCAGUUUUCAUGGCGUGACGCACUCGUUCUUCUCCGCAGGUCCUGCAAGCUCCUUCGUCGCUUACGCCAAAUAGCAGAGGGGCCUUCAAAUAGACGACCACGAAUGGUGUACUUUUCUCAGGCGGCAGUGCAGGUGUACGCUGCCCUUCGAUGCGACCAGGGGUGGAACGUAUCAAAGAUAGGUCUCGUUGGCCGUGGGGCCAAAGCCUGCCAGCAUCUUAUGAUGUGGGUAGAUGCACUGCAGGAGGUGUUUGCAUAUCAAAGGGAGUUUCCUGAUGAAGUUGGCAGCGACCGCAUGCCCUGGGUGGCACGUGCUCAACAAAGUGUACGUGGUAUGCGCCAUCUGGAGCUCUCGCGUAUGGUAUGGGAACACGCUAUCACGUGCGUGAAGCAGGUUAUCCUUGAAUCGGGUGAGACGGCGCCAAAACCAAAGGCUAACUCCUCGAAGAUGAGGGGAAACCUCCGCCUACGCGUGGCGGAGCGUGCUUUGAAAACACUUCAGUUGCACGAAGAAUGCGCAAGAGAUGCCCUUUCCAAGGCGAGACAAGACGAAGAGGAUGCCCAGAGAAACGACAAGGCUCGUGAGCAAUUAAGGGAAGACACGCUUGUCGAUGACCUCAAUCGUGCUGAAAAGAGUCUGGCAGAAAGCCUGAUCCGACUUGAAGAGGCAAAAACAGCGGCUCGAGAUGGGAUCGAAACUGACCAGGUUCACCUACAGCUUUGUCUUGAUGAGCUAACCACAUGUGAGGUGGUUCGUCGAGAGCGUUGGGCUUCCGUGGAGAUGUUCCGAACACAGAGAAGGCGCAAUUCCAAACGCAGAGGUGUAAAUGUGGAGGUGUGGGGAGAUCUGCGACAUCAAGUGCGUGUGGUGGGCGAGCUAGAGGCCGCGUGUACUUUGGCUAAUGAAGAUCUGAACGAAUAUGACCCGGACCGAGGAGCUACAUCCGCAGUUUCUCGCAAUCAUGACCUGGAGUUGCUCCAGGCAAGGACGAGAGAGGCGCAGUCGGCGGCGGCCACAGCACGAACACGACUAGGUUGUAUGGAAGAGGAGCAAGAAAACGCCAACGCGCUCGCCAACGAAGCCGAGCUUCAGAAGGAGGAGACGGUCCUGCUUCACGAGUGGGACGACCCAUCUGAAGAAGAGCGGGAGGAAGAUCUUCGAGAAGACGAGCAAUGCGCGAGAUACGAAGCACAGGCAGCAACCCAGUUUGUACCACCCGCGACGAUCGUUCGACCCUUCCAACGUCCACGCCCCAUAGUCAUCUGCUUGAGUCGAGACUUGCCGGGAUCAGCGAAAGCGAAACUCGUACAACAACUUGAAAGCGAUCUUCCAGGUUUAACAAUCCACAUGGAUGAGGAAAGGAACAUGGGUCUUCAUGUUGAUGACCUACAGCGAGCUCUGUCGAUCAGGUGUAGCGUAGUGUGCAACGUGGACAUGGGUAUCGGUCAACGAUGCAGGAGAGCGUUUCUGCACACGUUGGCUAUUGCCAAAGACGCGCUCAUCCCGACGCCAAAAUUCGUUUUGGUGGUUGGCGAUAGCAAAAAUCGUGCCGGAGGACCGCUCGACGGCUCCGUUGGGUGCAACGACCGUGACUUGUCUGUGAUGGGAGAUGGAGAAAUGAAAAGGAGACUCGAAAUCAUAGCUCGCAUCAUCAAAGAAUUCCAGGACUCCACCUUCAUGGAGGGCAUGGCGAAAAUGGGACAGGUCGUCACCCCACCGUCGCAGUCUCACAUCCUUGUGAUGGAGGCGUUGAUAAUUCUGCUUUCUCCAGAAACAGUGUUUCACAACCAUAUCCCGUUGUCAUCUCUGAGGGGAGUAACGUGGACGGAGGCUCGGCACAUAUUGGGGAACCCUGACAAGCUGUGCGCUGCGAUUGCACGGGUAGAUUAUUUCAGUAUCCCUCCGGCGAACCUUUCUACGCUGCAGGUGAAUAAGGGAGCUUGCUGCUGGCUUUUCAUUGAUGUUCACCAGGCAUACAUUGGACAUGACGGAUGGCCUCGCAAAGCUUACGCACCAGGCAGUGAUGGCGGUGUCCUAGACGUCCUGGCAGCCUGGUCGUGUUCAACAAUAGAGUUUGCUGCCCUCCUCACCAACGCCGGAGGACGUCCAAAGGCUCUAUGCCACUAUUCUACAGCCCCGAUUGGCUUGUUGGCAGCCGUGGUGCCGAUGUAUGACGCGAAUAUCUGCACCCAGCGGGACCGCAGCGGCCAUUUCAAACGAGGGCUCCGAGAAUUCUGUAUGCUUCUGGAGUUGGAAACGCCGGCCGCCUCACAAGAGCGUGACUGCACGGCACAUGUGUCAAAUGUCGUGGCGGCUGGCAGGUGGAGGGCCGCCUAUUACCAGACUAUGACUGCUGUACUGGAGGAUGUGCGGGUUUUCCGAGUGGCCAGGCGUAUUCGAGGUUCUUCUCCUGAGGGUGUUCACGUCAUCGAGGGACGCAUGCAAGAUUCUGACCGAGUACCCUACCCUGCUUUCUUGCACGCACACCAGAUCUACCAGGAAUGCGGGCGGCUAUUUUUCCACACCUACGAUCCAGAGUCCUGUGUCAGCAACUUUUGCGCCAUUGAGGAGAGCAAGGUUAGCCAUCUUCUGGCCCCUGCCUUGGAUCAACCACCCGAGUUCGGACCGAGCACCGUGCCUUGCGAUCGGCAAGACAUGUUUACGCGCCUCGUAACCCUUCUCAGCUUCGAGGCCGCUCCGUUAAAUGAUACGGUGUGUCGGGGUGUGCCGCACUUGGUGUGUCAGCGGCGCCUCCGAUGUCUUCUUCGCGAUACUCGAUUGAUAUCUGGAUAUCGUGCUCAAGUUACCGUGUACGAGGAGGCGAAAGGCGAGCUUCGGUAUUGCCUCUAUCUUGCAGACCAUGCGGCAAGGAUCCAGCUCAAAGUGGACGCAAGGUUACUAGAGAAGGUGCUUCAAGACAGCAGCGACGUGACAGGAGAGCGGCAAGCGAUCACGAGCGAAGACACUGGUCGCCUACUUGUUCCGGUUACUGAUCGACUCGUCAUAUCGCCGUCACGAGCAGCUGUUGUUACCAUGGGUGCAGGAUGUGGUGGCAAGAAGAUGACAUCGUCCAGUCAAGGUUUCGUCCUUAAAAUCCGCUGCAAGGGUGGGCCCGGUAGGCGCGUGCUUCGGGCCGUGUGCGUCAUAUCUGGAGCCCCUCAUGUCGUCGACGAGCAUGACGUAUGGAAUCGGGAUUUCAAAGGCUGAACGAGCUUUUUUUGGUUGCAACGGCGACGAUCGUAAGUAUUGGAUCAAGCAUCUAGGCCGGCGUUUAAGCUUGCGGAGAGGAACGGAGACCACCAUCAUGGAGGGUGCGGAGGCACCGGGAGAGCCACUUCCAACCAGACGAACAAUGCUCUUGGACAAGACAAUUUUUUCAACUGCCUGUCGAGUAGCUGUGGGACGGAUUGACGCCCGCCUCUUCCGAAUGCGGGCAGAACUAGCAGAUGCUGGGCAAUCUCUCGCACUCGAUUUGUAUCAAGCUGACACCUCGAAACAGUGCCGCAUUUUACUCAAUGAAGAGGACCUUGCA